Molecule: messenger RNA, 729 nt
Organism: Rotaria sp. Silwood2
Lineage: Eukaryota; Metazoa; Rotifera; Eurotatoria; Philodinida; Philodinidae
Source: the annotation of a GenBank genome assembly
AUGAAACUUCUCGCCACUGCUCUUCUACAAAAUAUAACACUCACUACACUCUACCUUCAAUAUAAUCAAAUUAAUUCGCAAGGAGCUGAUUAUCUAAGCAAUGCUCUAAUUUAUAAUAAAACACUCGUUACACUUCAACUUCAAUAUAAUCAAAUUGGUCCACAAGGAGCAAGUCAUCUAGGCCAUGCUCUACAAAAAAACACAGCACUUACUACCUUAAACCUUUCGUACAAUCAGAUUGUUGAUGAAGGAGCCGAGCAACUGGUUAAUGCUCUAAUUCAAAACAAAACUCUCACUACGCUUGACCUCCGAGUCAAUCAAAUUACUUCACGAGGAACACAAUAUCUCGCCAAUGGCCUAUCACAAAACAAAACACUUCUCACUCUUCAUCUUUCAUGGAACAAUAUUGGUGAUCAAGGAGCUGAAUAUCUAAGUAAUGCUCUCUUAGACAACAAAGCACUUCUCACACUUGGUCUUGAAGGCAUUCAACUUGGUGAUCAAGGUGCUAAACAUUUAGGCAAUGCUUUACUUCAAAACAAAACACUGACUACACUUCGUCUAAGAGAGAAUCGAAUUAGUAUUCAAGGAGCCGAACAUCUAAGCUAUGCUCUAUUAGACAAUAAAACAUUCACCACACUUGACCUCCCCUACAAUCAAAUCGAUGACAAUAGAAAACAAUAUGUCAAAGAUAUAUUCAAAAUGAAUCCGCAGAUAAAACUAAAUUUGUAA